UCGUCGUCUGCAUUAAAGGCCAAGUGACAGCUCGAACUAUAUUGUUGACAUUCGUAUGAAAAUUACGCUACCGCGUCGUACUUACGAAAAAUGUAAUUUUAUAUAUUAUUAAGAUCGAGAUAUACAAGUGGACUUUCCCUUUUUUUUCGUUGAUAUAAAAACUUUAAUUAAACGAUAUUGGUGAAUUGUGUAUACAUAAGAAGGAAACUCUGAAUUAAAUGAUAAUCGGUGUUUGGGGAGUAUAAUUACAUUGGGCUAAUAGAUUUGAAGCGCUUAGCGAUUACGAUUAAAGUGGUACCUAUAAACCCUUCGAGCUGUUCCAUAUUGAUUAGUAUCUUUUAGUAGUUCUAACAAUGACUGCUUAUUGGAAAACUCUGUUCAAGCACCGUCGUAAACGUUGUUCUCAGUAGUACGUUCUCGACAGUGAACGAUAAAGUGCGUGCGUAAAAGUGAAUCAAUCCGUAUGGUAUUACGCGCAGUUACUACGGCGUCACUUUCUAAACAGAAAAUAUUAAUUUUUUUUAUCGAUAAUCAAUUUUUUUAAUUGUUUUGAUGUAUAUUGAUAAAUCCGUGUAAAAAAAAUCAAACAUAGCGCGCAGAAAAUUCACGACACGGUGAAACCUACGUACAACGUAAAAGCGUUGCCAUUAAGGGUGUCCAUGGUGUUUUUGCAUCCGAUUUCACGCCCCUCUCGUGAAAUAGGAAAAUAGAAACUGACGAUUGUUUUCGCGAAUUAGGAUUAUCGUUGGUGACUAGUUUAGCGAUUGAUCUGUUCGGUAUUUCAUUAAAGAUUCGAGGUCCAGUGAGGGGGAAUCGAUCAGUGGUCCCGGGUGUAUGUGGUAACGGAAACAACGCGAUCGAUUCGAAUCGGUGAAAUUGUAAAAACGUGGUGAAACGAACAAAGAGAAAGACGGUUUCGGAAUGACCUGUGGCGGUGGCAAGAUCUCGUUAGAAAUAUCGGGCGGGGAGGAGGAGGCAUGGAAGCUGAAGCUGGUCGGCAGUCUCACCAUCAGGGGCUGCAGCUUACCCUGCCAUCCCCGGGAAUCCCCGGACUAGACGUUGUCAGGGCCUUGCAUCAGACUGUGAUAUCGCUGCGCUCUGCGCUGGAUUCUUCGCGGGAAGAGCUUCGCCGUCUUAAGCAGAGCGUUGGUGAUUUUUCUGGCGAGAGCUACGUUGACGUCGUCGAGAGGCUCGCUCUUGAGAAUCACGUCCUUAGGCGAAAGAUUCUAAGCAGGAAUAGUGAGUUUUCUAGUGAUGCUGCCACAAGCCCGCCGCCCCAGGCCCGUCUUUUUUCACUCGCAGUAGAAGACGUCAAAGAUCUGUCAGAGCAAGCAGGCGUACUCAUGGACGCGUCCAGGGACAAAGUCGACACGGAGGGCAUGGCAGAGGCACCUAAGCCGGUCAUCGAGCCUCGUACCGAUAGCAACACCAGUGGUAACGGCGAGAUUCCCGAUCUGCAGUCUCGUAUGGUCGAGAAAGUGCCUAACAGUCAUGUAGAAUCCUCGUCCAAAUCGGAAUCCAGGAAUCAGGUGUCGAAGUGUACGAUGUCGAGAGACGCGACUGUUGUUAAAUCUCAGGCUGGAAUAUCUGGCGUCAGUUCGGACGAUACGGUGAAGAGUGGGACUUCGAACGACCUGGCUUCCGCCUUGACGAAUAGACGAUCCAAGGACGUCGAGGCGGAGGAUGGGAACGCGGCGCAGGUCGAUCACUUGGAGGUGCCAGAGAAGGAUCUCGAGGAUCUGAGCUUGAAAUCCGUUUCCGACGGAGACAAUUCGGUGUUCAGCGAUAAUCCGGACACGCAAGUGUUGCAGCAGCAUCAACGCCAGAAUCAAUUGGCCGACCAGCCGAAGCCGAACGAUCAAUCCGAGAACGAGUCCGAGGAGUUGGACGAUAUCGAGCUGAUAUUCACCACGGACGAAACUUGUCGCGAUCUUGGUCUUCAGGAAGAUCUCGUCUCCAUAACCGAGACCGAAACUUGGCCACAGUCUGCGCCUACUGGUCAACCGGCAUUGUUGAAGUACGCUAAAUCAGCCGAGGGCGAGUCCUUGGUGUGCAAUGGCGAGAAGACCAGCUCCGUCGAGGAAGCGGUUUCUUCGCAGAGCUCGAGCAUCGAUCGCGAGGAAAGCGUGGAUAGGUUCGACGAAAGUUCUAGCACCAGGUUGAACAAAAUAUGGUCUCAGUGCUCGGUGCUGGUCGAAACAGAUAUCAGCAAGUGUGGAGUUGUCGAAGAACCUGACCAUGCUACCAGACACGCUGUCAGGAGGAACACUUUAGCCGCGCCACCUACUGCAUACAGACCGAUCAUUCAUCGUGAAGCUUUAGCGGGUAGUCGACGAAAGAGCGCGGCACCAUUGAGACCGGUGAUGGACAGAAUCAGCGGAGCAAGACGAGAGUCUGGUGCCCAAACUGACAUUUCUGCGCUUCCAGCCCACUGGCGUUCCGAGAGUUAUCUCGCGCACAAAGUGGCUCAUACGUUCACCACGUUGCCCAGCAAGUUCGCUCUGCCUACCGGGGUGCCUGGAAGACUUCGAUUGUCCGACAAAACCCGGGAAGCUAGAAGAGUAAUGCUAUCGGACAUCAGCUUCACUAGCAUGGUGCCAGAGUUGUCCAGAAGCGCUGAUCAUCUCUGCCACGACCCACACGCACAGACUUGUUUCAGUUCUCGCGGCUGUGGCCUUCGAACACCGGACGUGCAUCGCCGCGAAUCGCUCGGCUCUCCUGCAGGAUUUUGGCCUCGUUGCAACCCCAGCACAGGACUUCCGAGUCCGUGCGAUUGCCGCCUCUCCACCGACUUUUACUCCUCUCGAUAUCGUGGCUCUUUGUCUUCGAUCCCGUCGCCUGGAUUGGAGGUUGUCGGUGGGCCGUCUCGAAGACACUCGUGGAGAGCAACCGCGACGUCCUUCGAUACCUGGAGAGUUCCGGCGGCCACUUCUACCCCCAGACCAACUUGGUCCUCUAUGCCCUCUUCGCCUACACACGUGCACCCUCCUGCGACGUCCUCGAAAGCUUCUAAGAGCGUUCCAAAGAGAACGCGAUCGAAGGUCACUUUCCAAGAAUGUCCGAUGACGCGAGGCAGUCUGCCAAAUCUGCGCUCGGAUUUGGUGACCGGCGAUAACAGCGGCGAUUCGACCGAAUCGUUGAUCGACGAGGCUGAGGAUUAUUUACGACGGAGCAUCGACUCGAUGCUGACGAUCUCCAGUAGCGGCGUCAGUUCCGAUUAUUGGAACCGACAGACAGCCAGGCGGAGACGUACGCGGCGAUACUCCGAGCCCGAUCUAAUCCGUGAUUGGCAUCCCCCGCAGGAUGCUAGACCGUACCUGCCAAAGAUACCAAGAGAUCUCAAGCUGGAUCAUCUCGUGAAGGUUAUAUCGCCGGAGGGUAAAGUUCUUCAAGGACGAGUGAGAUACGUCGGACCUGUACCAGGUCGAGAGGAAACUCACGUAGGUGUGGAGUUACCCUAUUUGAAUGGCUCCUCCGACGGCACUUUUCACGGCAGGAGAUUCUUCGAUUGCGAUCCUGGCCGUGCAAUCUUCGUUCCCUUCAAGAAAGUGAUUCUGGCCUGGUGCACAACCUGACCCGAACCGCCGACCAGCCUCACGACUCCCCGAAUUUUGCUGUCUCAGUACACCAUGUGAAUGGAAGAAGAAAACGAUGAAACACGUACGUACGCGCGAUCUCUGAUGGUUUCAACAAGUACGUGACGCUCCUUUCCGUCGUGAUCAUCCACGAAGCUUCACUUAACGUACAAAAGCGGAGAAGGGUAAGUUCAGGUGAGAAGGAGACGCUUCGAAAGCUUCGCGAAGGGACGUUUGACGGUGGUCGAUGCGGCCGACGUACGUCGCAAACUCCAAACAACGAUCGGAAUUCGAAUCGUGUAUUUCGUCGAUUUUAAGCUGAUUCGUGCGAAAUUCCAUCCGAAUUUCUUCUUUUUUCCGAUCGUGCGAAGUACGUUCGAUCGCAUCGGCAAACGGACCUCGUUUCCUCGCCGGUACCUUGCGACGGAGAAAGGUGUUUCCAUCGAUAAUCGAUGGUCGUACGCGUUGGUGUAACGAUGAAGACGAGAAGAGUUUCCGCUCUUUGAAAUUCGAAAAUGAAGAAAUAAUAAUAAACGAUAAAUGCCAGCGUGCAACGAUCUUCAUCGACGCGUGUACUUAGGAGAUGUUCUCGAUAUCUCGUUGCCGAUCUCUGCGAACGAUUUCCGCCUGAAAAUCGCUGAAUCAGUAUUAUAAUUGUCGCGCGGACCUGUAUGUUACAAACCGCGUGUAUCGUCGAACAGAUGCGCAAGAAGAUAACCGCAUCGAUGAAUCUCUCGCGAUACUUCGCAUCGAUCGAUCCGUUCGUGAACGAUUCGAACUGAUAGCAAAGGAGUGACAGAGCGAGAGGAACAAGUUCUUCGGAAAAUAUUCAGAUUUAGAAAAGUUCGUCGUAAUGCUAAUCUCUCGUCGUCGUAAUCGCAAUGAAGGACUCGUUAUUGUCAUUUACGAUCGUCUUUACCUGUUUCGCUUUAUCGUUUUUUCUUCUUCUGAAACGAAUGCACGUACACUUUGCAGCGUUGAAAAGGAAAGAGAGGAAAACGCGUAACCAAAGGAGAACACGUAGCACGAGUGCGCUAGACAAAUACGAGACUAUUUUUAUAAUACUCUUUGAGAUCGUAAGAUUUUAAUUGAAGAGGGGGAAAAGAAAUUUGCCGCAAGCGUUUUUUAAUUCUAGUUGUAGACUUGUCGUUAAUACCACAUUGAUAAAAGGAAUACACUUCUUUUAGGCUCGAACGAAACGACAGAAACGAUAUGUAGGAAAAUAAACGGGAAUAUUUCAUAUUUGAUCGUUGGUUUCUUAACUUUAAGUUCGCGAUGUUUAACGGUUAACGAAAUCAAGUAAAUAAGUGAAUAAUUAAGGAGAUAUUUUAGCCGGGAUAAUCGAUGGAAUUGUUUUCUACGGGAAAACUCGAAACGUUGUGAACUCGGGCCGUUCAAUACGCGGCAGUCUACUUUCCGCGUUCGAUCGAUAUCGCGUAAAUGAUUCUUCAAGCCGUGUCGACUGCUUUUGCAUAAAUUUUGUGAUAAUUUUACGGAUAAACGUGAGAUCGUGUUCAUACCUUUAUCAACGUAUUUUUGCUUAAUCUUUUGCUCGACGUUUAGAGCAGGAACUCGAUUGUUUCUUAGACGAUUCAAAUCAGAGGAAAGCUGGUAAAAGUUCGUCUAAGGCAGAACGAAUUGCUGGAAUUUUUCUUAGAAGGACGAUCAGGUAAUUCCGAAGGAUUCUCGCGAGAAAGUUCGAUAUAACAGAUUCUUCUACAUUUUAUAUACACGUUACGUUCGAUAAUUAACGUUUACAGAGUUUCCCGUAACAGGCGAGAAGAAGGCAACGCGUGUCUGAGGAAAGAAAUCGAAAGGCUCGGAAUUCCGCUUUAUAAAAAUUUGGCAAAUAAACGGUCGAAUCGAUUGUUAUUUAUAUACACACGCGCAGGAGUCUAUUACAAACAAUAUCAUCGUCCAAAAGGAAGCGUACAUUCAAAGUUGAAGUUUCCACUGUACGCUGACGACAUUUUCCCUGAUUCUCUACAAUUAUCAAAAAAGAAAAAAAGAAGAGAAAAGACGAAAUUCCUAGAAUAUCCAUGGAAUCAGCUUCAGCGUGUUACUAUCUCACGUUCGUCCUGCCGCAUCGAUCUCCAGCAAAAUGUCCUGCGUUUCUGUUUGAAGAACCGAACGAUCCUGGAAAAACGAUACUCGUUAAAUUGCACGUUGUCCGAGGAAUUUCGAAAUUUCAUUCCGCGCAUUUUUCCUCUCUUGUCGAUCUCGCAGUUCCAUUUCGACGCUCUCUGCUUCAUAUUUCACUCCUGCGUUCUCCGUUCGACUUUUCAAGCAGAGUCGACCCCGUUGCCUUCUCUCGAACAACGCAACGCCCGUUACCGGAAACUCUGCGCGUAUUACAGCGUUGAACGCGCGUUACCGAAGUGACAAUAUCGAUUCCUCGCUGCGACUCGGCCCCAUGCAAAGUGAUAACGCCUCGAUGACGUUGUUAAUGAAAACUAUCGGCGAAUCGACAUGACGGCGCAAAAGGAUUCACGCGCGUCUCGAUCGUCCACCGUCGGAGGUGUUCGCGUGAUCGUGCGAAACACUCUGCGUAUUCUACGCCACCGCGUGUGUGUAUACUCGUUCGAAGAAAUAUAGUGCGUUGGAAAUUAAUCGUCGAAACGUGUUUUGGCUAUCUGGGCGAAUUUGGCGCGAUUAUCAUUGCUCGAAGAACGUAUAUACUUGGAAUAUGUAUACAUCGCAAUUGUAUCUUGCAGAAUGUUACAUCUUGCGAUUAGACCAAGCGUCCUGUCAAAUGCGCACAGUUUGUCAUUAGAAGUCUGACCGAGAAGAUAAUACGAGAAGAAGGGAACAGAUGUUGUUGGAAAUUGAACAUGAAAAUCGAGUAUGCACGCAUGCUCUCGCGCUGUUUUAUUAAGUCUAGGAAUAUCGUUGUACGAUUCGUGUUGUUGCUCGUGUUUACCGUAUGUUGUACAAAGUGGUCUAUGUAAUUGGAACGAGCGAGAAAGUGCUUGUUUCCUGGUCGUAGUUGCAACGAUAUUUUAUGAUACGUACGUCGUUCUCGUGUAGAAGCGUACGUAGUUUCCGUUUGCAAGGGGACGAUCGUCUCGUUAUUUCGUAUCGACGAAUAUGCUGAUAGACGAGGAGCGAUCGAUUUCACGCUUUAAAUAGCGAUGUUCGUCGAAGAACCGCUUGCCGAAACCGGAAAGCAACUACUCGUUCCAGUUUUAUGGGCCGCUCGGUAUAACGCAGAAUAAUUAGCGAAAUAAGCGUUUCCUCGCUUAAGAACUAUUUCCUGUUAGCCCUCGACUGGCACCUUUGAGUCGUAAUUAACCGCGACAGUUUCCAUUAACAAGGAAAAUUAAGAAGAAAAAAAGAAACAACAACGAAAAGGAAAAGAAUGAAAUCGAGUCAUGUUCCCAAAGUAAACGACUCAACGAUACCAGGAUCGAGGAAAUCAGUUUUUAUUCCAACGUAAUGGUGCUCCGUUACGUUCCUAUGAACGUACUGCGAAAAAUGUUCAACAUCGGCGUCCUCGAAAAGGAAACUUCCUCGCAAGGACGUGGCGUACAAUAUUUUCGACUUACGUUCUCGCGCGCGAUCGUCAUCCCCUUUCGAUUCAUCGACUUUCCACGAACCUCGACUUACGUUCGGUCGCCGAGAAGUUAAAGCUUCUAAUUGUGGAAUAGCGUCUACGCGCUGACGUAUGUCGAUGUAUCAGGUACGCCGUCGUUCGAGGGCUUUGAAUCCACGGCUGCGCUAUAUUUCUUCAAACUGGAGUACGUCUGUACGUGUGUGCAUAAUACGCUGGGAAGCGAGGAGGAGCAAGAGCGCGUAACAGACAGAACGAGGAGGCGACAGCCGUUCGCGUCGUUGUUCGCGCCGUUGUUCGACGACGAUGUAAAGAGGACGUUGUGAAAAACGUAAGAAGAGGAUAAAAGAGGAAAGACAGAGAGGCUAUACACGUGUAGAUUAUCGUCCGGCGGAGUUUUCAAGUAUUUAAGAGGCUAUAGGACACCCUGUACAAUCCGAGCUGUGUAUAUCUUAAUCGCUGUGCAUCCGUGGAGGAACAUAAUAUUUAAACGCGUGUCUGUAUUCCUGUAUCUGUAUAUCCGUGCAACAUGUAAACGGCAUGACAAACAGUUGCAGUACCGUUUUAACGAUUUUAAGCGAAAACAAGUAUAAGCUGACACUAACUAACGGAGUUCUAGUUGUUAGACAUUUAAUCGAGCGUCUUCGUUCGAAGGGCUGUCUCAAGAUAUCGUUUUCAAACGCGCCCAGUUAAUCCAUCGACAGGCCGAACGUUUUGCGUUAACGGGACCUUUCAUUCCGCGAUCUGUUUUUACCAUUUGUCUAUCUAUUAUCGAAUUUCGUCUUUAGACGUUGAAUUACGAUUUUACCAAGUUCCAACUUUAAUUCGUUCUCUUGAUUGAUUUCCCACGCGUUGUCGGUUGUCCUGGUCGUUGAUGGAUUAACGACGCGUCUUUCUCGCGCUCCGCGCGAACAGAUUCGUCUGGCCAUCGACGAUGAAUCCGCGAAUCGCGUCCGGAUCGAACGAUAGAGACGAGUCGAUCGCGAGAGCAACUUUGCACGGCGACUGGCGAAGAUCGAGCUGGACGUAGGAUUUUAUUUCGUUGAAUGCGGAUCAAUCGGGUCGUUGCUUAUGCCAAAUCAUUUUUUUACGAAACGUAUCGACGGACGUGUCGUUGCAAAACUCGCCGAGUAUUACAACCACGAUACAAGGGGUGUCUUCGAGUUUCGAAUCCGAUUUCGGUCACAGAUGGAAACGUAGCGGCGUGAAUCUCGUUUAGCCUUCGUUGUUUAUCUUGUUCUUCGACUCGAAGCCCGGAAAAAGGCCGGUGGAAAGUUAUUUUUAUAUCCUGACAGUAUUCAUCGUCGGCAUAUCCGACUCGUUGCAUAUUCAUCGAAUCUGCGUGGUAUACCGCUCGCCCGUGAGAUUGUUCGCGGUUGCCUGUCAUAAUUUGAGAUAAUAACAGUAGUAGAAUCAAGGACAAACAUCGGCCGUAAUCCGCCAUUAGCGUCUCGAUCGCCAGGAAACGCAAGUUACUCAACUGGAAUUGCAUUUUACCGUGAAAGAGGAAAACAGGCGCCGCACUUACCGCGAGGAAUCGUCGCUGUACGUGAGACUCGCUGGUUAAUAGGAAAAAUCAUCGAUACUGAAGGUUCUUUCUUACGCACAGUGUCUAGUACCUGCAUCUUCAUUUUGUAUUAAAUCCCGAGAUCUGGAUAAUUUUACGACGUUAAAGUAUUUAGAAUAUCGAGAGAUCUUCGCAGUAUUCGAUCGGUUUGUUCUCUGUUUACUCGCAGAAAGAUAGAAGUAAGCGAUCUACGUUGCUCGAAUGUCUGAAAAUCUUCGCUCUACGAUAUUCAAUCUCGCUUCUUAAAGUACGCCACAGUCUUUUCUUUCUUUUUUAAGUUGCCAACACGUGGAACGAUUUGUUUCGAAGUUUUGGAUCUCGGCACGUACGCGUAUCGUUUUCCCUACGUUAAGUCGAGCCAUAGGAAUCGAUGUUCGCGGUUUACGAGGUCAGCAAGCGUUAGGACUUUACAAACGUAACGACUGACGAUGAUUUUCUAUAGUUUUCGAUCCUCGCUUAACGCCAUCGACGACUUUAAGAUAGCAAUCCUUAAAAACGCUUUUAGCUGAUGAUGGAGGGUUGUACCUGCAUCGCGUUGCUCGUUCGUACGAAUUUUUUUUUUUUUAUAUUUGGAUGUAUUUUACAAUCAAUUCUCAUUGAGAAUUAUAAGUAAAUUAUUCCGACGUGGUACUAUAACGUGAAUAAUAAAUGAUUAUCGUAUGUUCGAUUCUAGCUGAAUCUAAUGUUUCAAUCUAGAGGGUAACGUCUAUUUAGUCUGCGGAUCCGAUCCAUGUCAACUUAUUGAGUAACUAAUGGCUUUUAGUGGUUAUUAACUCUUAUUUUAUAUCUAUUACUGAAUUUUGGUAUUUCUUCUUUAACUGUAGGUGCCUUAAGGUCGCGAUGUAUUGUUUCGUUGGUAACAUGCCAUGCAUCUAUUAAGAAUCUUAGAGCUCUUCAUCGUUCGUACGAAUGAAACGCGUUCGUUCUGAUGCGUUUUAUGCACGUGUGACCGACAAUAAGCAUACCAGAUGUGUCGCGUUCACAACUCUUUGCGUUAUGAUCCUCUUCGCUCGAGUAUAUGCAGCAUAUCGUUAGCCUUAAUUUCUCUAUACUUGAAUGGUACGUCGAAAUCGGAAGGAUCUGUGCUCGGCACAUGUACAACUUAAUAAUGUGAAAAGUAGAGUCAGAAUUAAUCCUUUGACUAUGGCAGACUUUGAAACGUAGAAAUUUGAGACGGGGAAAUUUUUUGUUACGCGUGAAUCUCUGAGAAAGUACAUUGAAACGGUUAAAACACUGAAUCCUGUUAUAUUAAAACAAUAUUAUUUAUUCACACGUAUUCUCGUUUGUUCGCUAGUUUCCAGAGAACGGAACACGAAUCAUUUGUUGUUUCGUGUUCGCGUUGCGUGUUCCUCUGGCCUUCUUAUUAUCCCAAUUAUUCGUUUCAAGGAUAUAAGAAAGAAUAACUGUAAAAUAAACGUAUUUAAAUAACGUAUGACUAACAAUCGUUGAGUUAGCGUUCACUUACGUCUGGUUCGAACCAGAUUCGAUGGAAUUAUGGUCGAUCAAAUUUUUCCAACGCGUUUAGGUGCCAACAGUAGCCAAAGGGUUAAAGAGUCGAGCCUUGGUCGAACGUUAUUCGUCGUUCGUAAUUAACAGCACGAUCGUGAGCCGAUGUAACGAGGCAAAAGGCUAGAAAGUAAUUAAGAAAAGUACGUUCACAGAUUUUCCCCGCGUCUAAUUUUACGAAUUAACUUCGGAGGCGAUAGAUUCUCGCGACACAUUUUCUUGAAUUUUUCUCAUCGACAGACGCGUCGCGCUUUAUUACAAUUUUUACGCAUCGUUCGAUUUUUAACCGGACGAGGAAAGAGAACGAGAACGUGUAAACGUUGGCGAAAACGACCGCGAUAACGCGAAGCUUUAUCGCUAGUAUUAUUGCGGUAUAUUAUCAAGGAGGCGAAAAGCCGUGCAAUUAAUUCCGCUCAAUCUUUGCUUCGCAACACCUGCCACGAGCCGCACGGUUUCAACGUCCGGCAACAACUUCGUGGAUACAAAAUCUGUCUCGCGUGACUGCAGGUAAAUUUAGUUAUGUUAUGCGAGACGAUACUAUCCAACUGUACGUAAUAUCUUUUGUUCGAAAGAAGCAUGGAAAAGUUUGGCAAACCUACACUUUUUCCUUUUUCUUCCUCUUAUCCAUCCCCGCGUCGGUCUUCGAGACGAUUAAAGCGGUACGAUGUUAAACGCAAACGGAAACUUGCUCUUUAUUCCUAAAGUUACAUAAUUGAAUUCCUUUGGCUUGAAAAUUUGAAAAGUUAGCUUACGCGAAUGCAAUUGAAUUUUACUUUCGAGAAGCUGCACGUCCACGAAUUCCGACGGGAUUUUUCAAUUUUGAAACUUGUUCGCGUUUAGAAACCGGACGACAAGUUCGCGGCUUCCUCGUUGAAAAAUCCAAACUUGCCGUUGAAUUUAAGUUCCCAUGCAGACUCGGAUCUUUCUACAAUUUUUCGCGAAUAGGCGAAGUUGUAAAAUAACUGUGAACCGAAAAAUCAUUGGGAAUCGCAUAGAUCGUUCUGUCGCUCGUUAACGCUUGCUGGAACCAUGGAAUCGAGAAACAGCCUUCUUCGGCUAUCGAGUCUCCUUGGAAUCGGUUUCGUCUUUAACGCGUCAAUUCUCACGACGUCGGCUCGAAUUAGAUCCGUCAAUAACGCCGCAUUGUAUCAUCGGUGAUCGACGACGGUGGAAUUGAUUAAAACGUUCGACCUCGUUUCGCUCUUCGGAUUAUCCUUGCUCGAGUCGUGUUUUCCUAUCGUUGAAAAAUUUCCCAAGGUAAAACGAGCGAACGAGUCGUCGUCGUUAGAGUACGCGUCACAUCGUACGCUAAUUUUACGCGCAAAUAUUUCCAAAGCACGUUGAAAGUCGUUUUAGACUCAAAGUGAGAUCGAAGCGCGAAAGUUGUAGCCUGGCUAACGUUAAAAAUGAAUACAAACGAUGGGAAGAAAUUUUCAAUGAUUUUGAAUUUCACGCGCGCAGCGGUCGAAAGACAGAGAAUUUUCCGGCUCGGUCAACGCGUUAAAUCGGACUCGCACGACACACCUAAUAUGCUUAUGCGCAGCGCUGCGAGACGAACACGUGCAUCGGUGCCGUAUUUAAUCCCAUUUAAGUACAACAGUAACGCGUUCGACCGCGUGCACUUAAGCUUGUUAUUAUACAUUCGAUGCAACGUUACGUUCGCGAUCGUGCUCGAGAUACUUUUCUAUUCUCGUGCUCGAGACGCGCGGUUCUGCUCCAAGAGCGCGUCUGUCGAUACGACGAUGUGCGUCGAUGCCUAGGAACAUAAACAUUUCCGUAGCUUUGUUCUCUUUCGUCGUAGAGAAUACACGCGAUGAUACGAUCAACUAUGGGAAAUUUCAACACGCAGCUAUAGCGUAACUUCGUCGUAGUUUCGCGUCGAAUUUCCCAUAGAAGAGGAAAAGAAAAAAAAAAAAAAUGAGGAAAAUUACGAAAGGACCUGGUGCCUGCUAAUUAGCGAUAUUCGGUAACAAACGUCUAUUUAGGUGCCAUUUCUUCGAUCGCGUUCGGCAAAAUACGAACGUCGCGCGAACAUCCGCGGUCUAUUUAUCGCUGUAAUAUCUUUGGAUUCGCGCGGACGAAAGAUUUCAGCUUAUUUGCGUGUCAGGAUAAUUUCGAACGUUGCUGGAUCGAAUCGGUAGCUACUUCAGCUUGUUAGACUCUGUUCUCGGAAGAUAAGCUUGAAGAUUGUUCGCGAAUUGGUCGUUCGUCGAAAAUACACAAAGUUUCGGUGUUUUAAAUGCUACUUUCCUGUGGAAAGCCAAGGCAGAUUCGUUUUUCUAAGGGACAAUUUUACGCUGAGAUUAGUGGGUUACUUGAUGCGCGAGAUUUCGGUGUUUUACAACAAGACGCUUUCCUGUGGAAAGCCAAAGUAUUUGAUUUUCUGAAACAUGAUUUUACGUAGAAAUCGCAUGAACAGUUGUUUCCUUGGAAUAUAAGAUUCCGGUGUUUUGUGGGAUACUUUCCUAUGGAAAGCCUUCUUCCUCCAACAUCGAAGCUUCUCAUCUUUCUCAGUUUCGUUGGACGAUAUUUUUCUACUUAAAACAAAAAUCACCGACGUACGUGUAAGCAUCAGUCGUCGGAUGUGUUUUGGCGAUCGAUAUCUUUAGCAUUUUCGCGGCUACGCGUAUCCUCUUCUGUCCGGUUACUUCGCUUCAUCCCCUUUACGUUAGAAACCACGAGGCGUGCAGAUUUUCGCUUCUCCGCUUAAAACACCAGGCAAACGCCGUUUAUUCUCCUUAAUCAGGCUAAUCCAAACACGAUCACGCUCGCACGUAGCUUCGCGUUCGAUUCCGCGAUCAUCUUGUUACGCCUCACGCUCCACGAUGACGAAUUUCUACAGCCUAUCGACCCUCGUCGCGUUUAUGACAUUGACGCGAGAGGCAUGAUUCGAGGUCAUCGACGAAAAUCAAUUCGCCGAUCUCCCGAUACCACGCCCUUGCGCUUUCCUCUCGACGAAUUCAAGCGGAUGGACCGGUCGUUGAAACGCGUCACGCUUUUACGCAGCGGACGACAGUGUCACGUAGGAGACACGAGAAAUCACGAAACCGAUGAUCUUGUGACAUCAAUCGCAUCUUAAUCUACACCAGAGAUAGGACAUCGACCCCCAAGCUUCGGACUCUUUUGCACGCGUCUCCGCCUUAUCAUCAUAGCCUACACCGAGCCUAAAACACACCUGAAUCUCAUCGUAGAUAAAAUAUCGACCCCUGACCUUUGAACUCUUUUGCACAUCAAAACGUACACCGAGCCGCUCAACAUCCCCAAAGCAAAACGCAUAUAAGCCGAGACUUGAGCCAGCUCGAGCAGUUCUUGUUCAGUCUUUCUCUGAUUCAGUAUCAUUCUACCUCUGUAAAAUCAUUGUAAUCAUUGUAUUUAUAAUAAAGUUCGAUAAAAGAAAGUUAACAGUUGAGUUACGGCUCAACCUUCUUUUCUUUUAUAAUCGAGGUCUCGAGUUUACGUGACAAUCUCCUCGCGUCGCAGUCCGAACGUUUCACGAAUAAGACGAAGAUAUUGAACUUUGUAUAUGAUAAUAGAAUUUAUUAUGCAAAUCCAACAGAGUGACGGUUCAAAGUGUUACAAGAGACUGGGGCGAGCGCUUUCGCAGGGUUUUUAUACCGAGCUUUUAGUUCCUCUGGAGGAGUUGUCGUCUGGUGUAUCUCAGAGGCGCCUAUUCCCUUAGUAUUUGGUUCUUGUUUCGAUGACUGUGGUAUGCAGGAUGUGUAGCUUAUCCUAUUACAGUUUCUGAGCGGGUGGUCUUCUUGAGCGUGUGACAACAGCAAAGCGCGGGACAUGUUGUUUUCCUCCUACUUGUGUUCGUACUUUUCUGUAACGUGCUUAAAAACGUGUUGUUUUCGUUACGCUCGGCGAGCCGUCGAUAAGUGGAAACGCGUUCGAAGCGGAUGAGGAGGCGUUCCGUGGCAAACAGAAGCGUUUUGCGAGCCGCGAUACGUUUAUGUAACGCCGCUGACGAGCCUACGCGGCAAGCGGAUAAUUUUUUCGCGCGAGAUCAUUCGAUCGAACGCCGAGAGAACGUCGCAACGCGGAAACGUAAUUAACGCUCCGAUGAUCGCUGCUGGUGCAGUCUGCCAUAAUCGUGCUUGGACAGAACAAGACGUAUAAAAAAGAUUUCCCGAUGGGACGAGCAUCGAGAUGAACAUUUUCUUCUGUUCUCGUCGGUUGGCCAUCGAAGCUUCGAAUUUUGACAACUUUUCGUCGAUCGAUACCGCCGUUCAACCUCGUGUCGUUUCUCUUGACGUAGCUACGUCAUCAGGUCAGCAGUUGAAUCGCUGUUGUUUCCUAGAAUUGCAAUAAUUAGGGAGCAAGAGCGAGCUUCGUAAAUUUUCUUUGUCAAAAAUUUAGCAUGGAAAGUUGCUGUUGACGUCGAUACGUAUCCGCUGUAUCAUUUUGUUAAAUAAUUGAAAAACGUCUCGUUCAGGCUGAUGGAUGAUCCAUGGUGUUUGGAUUACACGAAACUGUACAAACUUGAAUAUAAAACGAUCGGGAAAAAGGCGACGCGACGUCUUUUCUCGUAGAUGAGAUGGCGAAUGCAGCGAGGUAUCUGAUGAUACGGAAUGGUCGAGAGCGACGAACGGCGUUCCUCGUCAACGACGAUCGUUAAAUUAUUAAAUUGCUCGAGCGAAUAAAAAUGUUGUCGCGUUCGCACAAAAUUCAGCUGUAUCGAUUAACUGGUAAGGUCUGAGCGGAAAUAUACGCAGCGAAGGAGAGGAGAAGCUAGCGGAAUUUGCAGAGAGCAAGGUUAAUCGCUAUUAAUUACGAUAAUUGCGUUUGCUUUUUAAGUAUUUCGAUGUAACGUUGGAUAGAGAUGGCGAAUAGAGAUGGAAAUGACGCGCUCGGAUUCGAUGCAACAUUUAUUAUCCUCCUCACGCUGUUGCGCGAAGGAUCGUCCUAUCUCUUCUUCCUAUGAAAACAAUUCAUUUCCAAGCGAAUUAUGUUGCCUCGUAAAAGAGACCUUUCCGAUGUUUAUCGUGGAAAGAAGAUCUCAUCGAACAGUUACAGCUUUAUAACGCAAAACGUGUCCAAGGAGACAGUAACAAUCGACCUUCUUCUUUUUCUUCUUCCUAUUGAUACAAACUUUCACCUGUUCCUUUUAGCCUAACGCGUAAUUCCGCUGCGAAAUUUCUUUUAUUCCAAUGUUACGACUGCGAUUAGAAAGACCUUAAUCUAUCUAUGUUUUGUAACUUGCGAAUGCGCGAAUCGCGAGGACGCAAAUGUACCUGCACCGCGCUGCAGAUAAGAGGAAGAGGAGCGACGCGAUCGCCGGGUAGACGGAGUCGUCGAUUCCUUGCGAAACGACGUAGCCGAUUAACGUCGCGUGUUGGAUCUUCGCUAGAUCCAUUGAAAUUUCAACGAGCGUGAAAAGAACGAGGGAAUACGAACGAGAUGGCGAAGGGAAGAGCGUGACGAGGAUAAUAACGAGCGGAUUCGAUCGAUCCUAUCGUUUCUUAGCCGUUUGCAGACGCCAGAUGGCCGCGAUAUAAUAUAUACAUACAUAUAUAGAUAUAUAGGUACUUAAGAAGAAUCGUGAUUCGUGAAAUUCGCCGGCUCGUUAAAUUGAAUUCCGCCUGGGAAUAGGAAUGAUGCUCGCCUCGACGAGAUUGUUAUCAUUGUACCUAAAAAAGAGAGAGAGAGAGAGAGAGAGAGAGUGAGAGUGAGAGAAAGAGAGAAAGAGAAGAAACUAUAGAUAUUAACGAGAAAGAAGAGACAGAAAGGACACGCACCGUCGUUCUCUCGCUAUUUAUCGUAUUGUAACGAUGGGUGUGAUCAUAUGCCGGAAAAUAAAACUACUAUUACUCUAAAUGGA
Molecule: messenger RNA, 16019 nt
Organism: Bombus terrestris (buff-tailed bumblebee)
Lineage: Eukaryota; Metazoa; Arthropoda; Insecta; Hymenoptera; Apidae
Exons: 10
Coding region: 978-3575 (865 amino acids)
Source: RefSeq, a predicted model, not a curated record